This is a messenger RNA of Oncorhynchus kisutch (coho salmon), 9700 nucleotides long. Its product is annotated as piezo-type mechanosensitive ion channel component 2. Gene Ontology annotation, molecular function: mechanosensitive monoatomic ion channel activity. The coding region runs from base 799 to 8457 and encodes 2552 amino acids. Gene Ontology annotation, cellular component: membrane. The transcript is spliced from 47 exons. The record is from RefSeq and is a predicted model, not a curated record. Lineage: Eukaryota; Metazoa; Chordata; Actinopteri; Salmoniformes; Salmonidae.
UCAUUCGGGACCAGGCAUCGUUCCCUAAUUCUUGCCUGACUUCUCAAUGGUGGAGUCAGUUACAGGGUGGUCUUGUGAAGUUUUCAUUGAAGGAUGAGAAAAGUGUAAUCAUACGAGAGAGUAAAACAUUCAUGCUGUACGGGAGCUGGGGCGUGAGCGAAGACUGUUAUGUAGGCUUCUCCAUAGGAAAGCAUAGUCACGCUUUUACGCACUUCCAGGUGUCUUCUCUUACCAAGCUAAAAGUGAAUAAAGAAACCUGACGCUUGACAAACUGCUCACUAUCCAAGGCCGGGAUUAUGAAUUUGCAACUUGUUGAUUGUUUUUCAUAAUUGUUUUCUAUCUUAAGCGCGGUGCUGGAGUUAUUUAUUUACUAUUAGGCCUAUGCGCGAUCCAUAAUCAAGACAACCGUUAUCAGCAGGUAGUCUAAUGUGGAUCAAUUGCAAUGUUGUUGAUUUGCUGUUACAACCACACUUUUUUUCUGCAAGAAAUUGUAGGCUGCUCCGCGUGACGAGUGUUAUCCUACUGGUCCAGAUGUUUGGGAUAUUGGAUGUGGGGUGUUGAAACUAGGAUAGAGGACGCUGCCGUGCCUAAACUGUACUCGGCUGUUGGCUAUGGUUUAUCAAAAGCGCUGUUUUGGACUUGGACUUCUAAAAAUAAUGUCGGAGACACCAACGGGACAAUGCCCUCUCACCUGGACGUUGGAGAGAGCUGGACGGGUGCAUUGAGAUUCCCUUAUGCCAGAUUGCAGCGUAUCAUCAUUAAAUAGCUUUUCUGUUUAUAUUUCAUAAAUCCUAAGGAAUGGCUUCCCAGGUGGUGUGCGGACUGGUCUUCAGGCUGCUGCUGCCAGUUUGUCUCGCUGCAGCUUGUCUGUUCCGGUACAAUGGGUUCUCUUUUGUCUACCUCAUCUACCUCCUGCUCAUCCCACUGUUCCCAGAACCCACCAAAACGACAAUGCAAGGUCACACAGGGUGCCUGGUUAAGUCCCUGUGCUUCACCGGUAUGGCUUUCCUGCUGCUGCACAUCAUCUACCAGGUUACCAUCAACAGUCUGCUAACAGGAGACAACAUAGAACCCAACUUCAACUGUUCAACAUGGGAGAAGUUGGUGCGACAGCUGGGCUUGGAAAGCAUCCGGGGUGCCGAUGCAGGAAACGGAAUCCGUGUGUUCAUGCCAGACAUCGGCAUGUUCGUGGCGGGCCUGGUCACGUGGCUGCUGUGUCUGAGUCUGGAGGAGAAGCCGCAGGUGAAAGACAAAUCACAGCAGCAUGACGUCGAAUGCGAGUCAGACAGUCAGGAAAAGAAGGAAGAGGAGGUUGAGAAAGAGGAGGGGGAAAAGGAAGAGGAGGUUGAGAAAGAGGAGGGGGAAAAGGAAGAGGAGGUUGAGUUGGAGGAGGACGACCUGAUGUUCGAGGAGGAUUUUGAGACGGGCGAGGAUGGAGAUGGAGAGAUGACUGGGGACGAGGUGGAGGAGGGAGGAGACGGGCAAGAAGGGGAUGGAGAAGUAGAGGAGGAGAGCACCAAGAUGAAGAUCCUUCGUCAGAUAGCGGCGAUGGCAUCCAAAGUCAAGGAGAUCAUUGGGAAUCUUAUUACCACGGCAGGGAAAGUAGUGGUCACCAUUCUUCUGGGCCUUACAGGCAUCAUGCUGCCCUCCCUGACCUCUGCAGUCUACUUCUUCACCUUCCUGGGCCUGUGUACCUGGUGGUCCUUCUGUCGGACAUUCCACCCGCUCAUCUUCAGCUGUCUGUGUGUCCUCAUGGCCAUCUUCAGCGCUGGUCACCUGGUGACUCUCUACCUCUACCAGUUCCAGUUCUUCCAGGAGCUCAUCCCACCCGGGGAUAGCUACGCCAGUCUGUUUGGCAUCUCGUCGGUGGUCCAGACUGACUGCUCCCACACCUGGAUGUUCCGGGUCAACCCGGCGCUGUCCUGGCACCACUAUGUCAACCCCAUCAUGCUGCUGUUGCUCUACUACACCCUGGCCACACUCAUACGCCUCUGGCUGCAGGACCCCACAGACACGGUGCCUGGUGAGGGCGAAGGGGGAGAAGUGGGUGAAGGGGAGGAGCCUAUGGUUGAUGACAUCACCUCCACAGGAGAGAAGAGGAGAGAAGUGUGGUGCAUGGCUCACCAAACAGAUGACAGAAACCUUCUUUCAACCCAAGACGGAUACAGCACAUCUGAGGUUUUGAUCGUAACCUCCAACGGGUCUCCUCCGGACUAUGUCCACACCAACGGGCUGCUGGGGCUGGACCUGCACUCCACACCGCAGUACAAACCAGGCCAACCAGGGACAGAUCUGGGGAGUGUGUAUGAGGUGGUGGUUGUGCAGGGUGAAAGUUUGAAAGAAGAGAUGGAUGCAGGGGCGAUGGCGUGGGCGACUGCGCCGGGGGAAGGAAUGGCGCGAGCUAAUGCGGUGGUCACGGCCUUCAGGUUCAUCAUGAAGCAAAGCUACAUCUGUGCUCUCAUUGCAAUGAUGUCCUCCUCUCCCUCUCCCUCUCCUCCCCCCUCUCCUCUCCCUCUCCUCUCCCUCUCCCCUCCCUCUCUUCUCCCAGAUCUGAGGAGUAAGUGGUAUCUGGUGGUGGACCGCCUCACGGUGCUCUUCCUCAAGUUCCUGCAGUACUUCCAGCAGCUGCAGCUGACCGUCUGGUGGCUCCUGGAGCUCCACAUCAUCAAGAUCGUCUCCUCCUACAUCAUCUGGGUCUCAGUCAAAGAGGUGUCUCUGUUCAACUACGUGUUCCUGGUGAGUUGGGCAUUCGCCCUGCCCUUCGGUCAGUUCAGGCCCCUGGCCUCCAGCGUCUGUACCGUCUGGACCUGUGUCAUCAUCGUCUGCAAGAUGCUCUACCAACUCACCUCUAUAAACCCCUCUACGUACUCGAAGAACUGCUCCAUGCCUCUGAACUACACGGAUAACCAGAGGAGUGAGAUGGCUCACUCCCUGCUCUACAGCGCCCCUGUGGACCCAGCCAACUGGGUGGGUCUCCGCAAGUUUUCCCCCCUACUGGAGAACCUGAGGAACAACCUGUUGAUUCUGGCCCUGCUGGCGUUUGAGGUGACCAUCUACCGCCACCAGGACCUGUACCGCAUGAGAAACAACCUCACCACGCCCGUCACCAGAACCAUCUUCCACGAUAUCACCCGGCAACACCUCGACGACAGCAUCGUCAACGGUGCCAAGUACUUCAUCAACUACUUCUUCUACAAGUUCGGCCUGGAGACAUGCUUACUGUUGGCGGUGAACGUGAUUGGUCAGAGGAUGGACUUCUACGCCAUGCUCCACGCUUUCGGCCUGAUCGCAGUCAUCUACCAACGGCGCCGGAAGGCCAUCGCUGACACCUGGCCCAAGUACUGUUGCUUCCUGGCCUGCAUGCUCACCUUCCAGUACUUCGUCUGCAUUGGCGUCCCCCCGGCCGCCUGCAAAGACUACCCAUGGAGGUUCCCCUCAUCCUCCACAGACUCCAACGUCAUCAAGUGGCUCUAUUUCCCUGACUUCCACACCAAGCCCAACCCAAUGUUCCUGCUCUAUGACUUCAUGCUGCUGCUGUGUGCCUCGCUGCAGAGACAGGUGUUUGAGGAGGAGAAGGAGGAAGCCGUGCGCCUCCUGGCCGGUGACAACAUGGAGAUCUGCAGGGACCUGGACUCCGCCUUCUUCAGUCAACACAACCCCAUCCCAGACUUCAUACACUGCAGAUCCUACCUGGACAUGCUGAAAGUGAUCAUGUUCAGCUACCUCUUCUGGUUCGUGCUCACCAUCAUCUUCAUCACGGGCACCACUCGCAUCUCCAUCUUCUGUAUGGGCUACCUGGUGGCCUGCUUCUACUUCCUGCUCUUUGGGGGUGACUUGCUGCUCAAGCCAAUCAAAAGCAUCCUGCACUACUGGGAUUUCCUGAUCGCCUACAACGUGUUUGUGAUCACCAUGAAGAACAUACUGUCGAUACUGGCCUGUGGAUACAUAAAGUCCCUGGUCACCAAUCACUGUUGGCUCAUACAGCUGUUCAGCCUGGCCUGCACUAUAAAAGGCUAUUCUAAACCUGAGCAACAGGCCAACAAGCAUUGUGACUUGCCUAGCGACGAGGCAGGCAUCAUCUGGGACAGCAUCUGUUUUGCCUUCCUGUUGCUACAGCGACGCGUAUUCAUGAGCCACUACUUCCUGCACGUGGUCGCCGACAUUCGCUCCUCACAGAUCCUCGCCUCCAGAGGGGCUGAGCUGUUCCAAAGCACCAUAGUGAAAGCUGUAAAAGCCAGGAUCGAAGUGGAGAAGAGGUCGAUGGACCUGCUGAAGAGACAAAUGGACCGUAUCAAGAGUCGACAGCAGAAGUUCAAGAGGGGGAAGGAGAGGAUUUUGAGCUUGGUGCAGGAGAGCGGAGACGCAGGCCACGGACACAGCAAGGACGAGGAGGAGGAGGAUGAAGAUAAAGAAAUGAGCAGAGAGAAGAAAAUACAGCGGUGGUGGAGGCCGUGGGUGGACCAUGCAUCCAUGGUGAGAAGUGGUAACUAUUACCUGUUUGAGACGGACAGUGAAGAAGAGGAAGAGGAGGAUAAAAAUGAGGAAGAGCAGCCCAAGAAGUCUGCAUUUCAGUUUGUUUACCACGCCUGGAUGACCAAUUCCAAGACGGCCAUGAAGGAGCGCAGCAAGGAGAAACGCCGCUUCUGGAAAAAUACACUGAAGGGAGCAGCAGCAAUGCAUGUUCCUAUGGAAGAGGAGGACCAGGAGGAGAUGAAAACAGAUGGAUCAGACAACAUGCUGAAGCGAGUCUUCAACAUAGUCAAGUUCUCCUGGGUGUUGUUCCUGGCCAUGUUGGACAGUUUCACAGCCUGGAUCAACUCCAUGUGUCAGGAACACCUGGACAUCUCCACCGUGCUACGCAUUGAGCGCUGUAUGCUCACGCACGAGGUUAACAAGGGGAACAAGCCUUCCCGGGAGAGCAUCCACGUGUACUACCGCAAGCAAAUGUGCAAGGCUGCGUCCAUUGAGUCGGGCCUGGAGAGAACCGAGGAGGAGACUUGCCAGGACUGCAUCCCCCACAAGGCUGAGAGCUGUGCCUGUCUGGAGAGCCAAGAAUCUAUGGCGUCUCAUGAUAGCCUGUCCAGUGCGUACACAGAGAGCACACUGCUCUACUCCUGUCGCUCCACUCUGGACCACACUGACAUGGGUCCUGACAACGUACAGGUGCCCAAGACCAGCGAGCGUGCCCGUCCUAAACUCUGCAAGAUGGAGGGGCUGGACCUAAAGUCCACCUCUUCAGCUGACAGCAGAGGCAGCCAGGCCAGUGAGCACAACCAGUGUAUAGCCCUCUGUUCCCGCCAGGGGACCACCGACACCAUCGAGGAGACAGGAGAGGAGCCAGACCAGGACCUCCAAGACCCCCACUCCUCCUCCACCUCCAUGGGGCUGUACAUGGAACAUGAGGGGGUUCUUCUCUCCAGGUCCAGGGGUUUGGACUGGGACAGUAGGGACAGCGUCCCGGAAGUCAAACAGACAGGGUUGGAGAGAGGACCGUGCUACGCCCACCACAGUGACCUCCAGCUCUACCAGGCAGACCUCCCCAGUACAGACGCAGACAUCCCCCCCUCAUACAGCAGAGCUACAGGCCUGGACAGGGAGGGGGCCUCGUACAGCAGAGCUACAGGCUUGGUCAGGGAGGAGGCUGAACGGGCCUCAUCCAUUAGGGCCCAUCAUAAGAAGAGGUUGGUUGUGGUGACACCUGACGAGAAGUCAGAUCUUCUGUCGGGCGUCACGAGUGGCACGUUUCCCUCGCUCACCCACGAGCUGACAGCCAGCGAUCUGCUACGCAAUAGGAUGUUCUAUGACGAGGAGUUGGAUGAUUCAGAGCGUUUCUACGGCGAUCAGCCGGCCCUGCUCCAGCUGCUCUAUGCUCUGUACAACAUGCUGGUGGCCCACUCAGAGAUGGUGUGUUUCCUGGUCAUCAUCCUCAACCACAUGAUCUCAGCAUCCGUGGCCACGCUCGUCCUUCCCAUCUUCAUCUUCCUCUGGGCCAUGCUGUCUGUCCCCAGGCCCAGCAAACGUUUCUGGAUGACCGCCAUCGUCUACACAGAGGUUACCAUUGUGAUCAAGUACUUCUUCCAGUUUGGUUUCUUCCCCUUCAACCAGAACAUUGAGCUGGACAAGUCCAAACCCUUCCAUCCUCCCAACAUCAUCGGUGUGGAGAAGAGGGAGGGAUACGUGCACUAUGACCUGGUUCAGCUGCUAGCUCUGUUCUUCCACCGAUCAAUUCUCAAGUGUCACGGGCUGUGGGAUGAGGACAACCCCAGGGGAGGAGGGAGGGAAACCCCCAAGCAGCACCACCACGAGAGGGAGAAGAGGACCAGCUCCAGGCCAGUGGAGAAGCAGGCUGCGGAGGGCAGCAGCUCCCUGCUGGAGUCGGUCCGCAACCGCAUACCCCGACAAUUCCACUCCAUGUCCACCUCCACCCCGCUGCGCCGCAAGAGCUCCAGCUCCGCCUCCCACCUUUCCCAGCGCACCGUGCGCUCCGCCCACUCCAAAGGAGAUAGUGUGAGCUCACGGCCUGGCCUGCGGAGAGGGCACAGCUUGCAGAGAGGGGACAGCCUGCGGAGAGGGGACAGUGUGCUGAGUGUCCAGCACAGGAGCAAGAAGGAGAUGAUCCUGGAGAAACUCAGAGAGCAGCUCAUCAAAGCCAAGAGCUUCACUGUCAAAAAAACUCUGGAGAUCUACAUUCCCAUCUGUCAGUUCUUCUACAACCUGAUCCACCCAGAGUACAGUGCAGUGACAGACGUCUAUGUGCUGAUGUUCCUGGCCGACACAGUGGACUUUAUCAUCAUCGUCUUCGGCUUCUGGGCAUUUGGGAAACACUCUGCGGCAGCUGACAUCACUUCCUCCCUGUCGGAAGACCAGGUUCCCGAAGCCUUCCUGGUGAUGGUGCUGAUCCAGUUUGGCACCAUGAUCAUCGACCGAGCCCUCUACCUUCGAAAGACCGUCAUGGGAAAAGUCAUCUUCCAGGUCAUCCUGGUGUUCGGCAUCCACUUCUGGAUGUUCUUCAUCCUGCCUGGAGUCACAGAGAGACGGUUCAGUCAGAACACAGUGGCCCAGCUGUGGUACUUCGUCAAGUGCAUCUACUUUGGCCUGUCGGCCUAUCAGAUCCGUUGUGGCUACCCCACCCGCGUCCUGGGCAACUUCCUCACCAAGAGUUACAACUACCUCAAUCUUUUCCUCUUCCAAGGGUUCCGCCUGGUCCCGUUCCUGACGGAGCUGCGAGCGGUGAUGGACUGGGUGUGGACGGACACCACCCUCAGCCUGUCCAACUGGAUCUGUGUAGAGGACAUCUACGCCCAUAUCUUUGUUCUCAAGUGCUGGAGGAUGUCAGAGAAGAGGUACCCCCAGCCUCGCGGGCAGAAGAAGAAGAAGGUGGUGAAGUAUGGGAUGGGAGGUUUGAUCGUCAUGCUUCUUAUCUGCAUUGUUUGGUUCCCGCUGCUCUUCAUGUCACUGGUCAAGUCAGUGGCCGGGGUGGUCAACAAACCUCUGGAUGUGUCGGUCACCAUCACCCUGGGAGGAUUUCAGCCCAUUUUCACUAUGAGUGCCCAGCAAAAUCAACUGAAGGACAUUAGCAAAGCAGAUUUUGCAGAUUUCAUGAAUUCAUACAACUACAUUCCGUCAGCGAUGCAGUUCCUGGAGGCCUACACGUCAGCGGACGUGGCUGUGGCGGAGCUGGAGGGCAGUUCCAACUCCCUGUGGACCAUCAGCCCCCCCAGCAGGAAGAACCUGAUGGACGUUCUCAGCAAGGAGGAAUACUUCCCUGUCACCAUGUCCUGGACCAUCCAGAGGAAUCUCAGUCUUGGAGCCAAAGCUGAAGUUGCGACAGAUAAACAUAUAACAUACCUUGAUAUGACAACGCGACAAGAGUUAAUAGAUCUGCUGAAUGGGACCAGAAACCAGGCUGUGGUGAUAGAACAAGUCUUCCCAUGCUUCCUCAGAGCUCCCAGUGACUCCAAUGCCAAACCUAUAGAACAACUCUAUAAAGACAAUAGCUACAAGAACAUCCUGCUAGCCCUGGAGAGAACCCACAACAGCAGUGGAGAGAUCCAGGAGUGGUGGAUCGUAGACCAGCCGUCGGCGGGACAGAUCCAGAUGAGGGGUGCGGCAGUUGGGAAGAAGAGAGAGGCGGGCCUCCAGCUGUACGUGUUUAGUGACAAAGUCAGCCCGCCCAGUCUGGGCUUCCUGGCAGGAUAUGGGAUCAUGGGUCUCUACGCCUCGGUGGUGCUCGUCAUCGGAAAGUUUGUGCGCGAGUUCUUCAGCGGCAUCUCGCACUCCAUCAUGUUCGAGGAGCUGCCCGUCGUGGACCGCAUCUUGAAGCUGUGUACCGACAUCUUCCUGGUCAGAGAGACGGGCGAGCUGGAACUGGAGGAAGACCUAUAUGCCAAGCUCAUCUUCCUGUACCGAUCACCAGAGACUAUGAUCAAGUGGACCAGGCACCAGAAAAUAAAGUGAGAGAGCCACCUAGUAGGCGACAGAGACAUGAAGUCUCAGAAGGAUAGAUUUCUAAAAAAAAAGAAAAGCACAAUCCAGCAGGAAGUUCCAAGCUAGCUUGUUGCGCUCCGUCCUUUGGUGCGACUGUGAUAAGAACCAUCUCCCUAUCGAGCCUACAGUGAAACAAUGUGACCUACACAUGAAAGGUGACUGCAGAAGCAGUGUUUUGUUUGUACUCUUUAAGUGCAUCUCUAAAGAUUUGCAGCCAUCAGUCAGUCAGUGUGUUAGAGAUGACACAGAUGUCUGGCCUUUUUCCUAUUGGGAAACAUGAACCAUGGGUUGUGCAAUAUACUGUCCAGAUAGUUGGCUGUGAACUUGAAUAGACAUGUUAUCUUGAGCUACACGGAAGAGAAGGGGACAGCGACAGAGACACUAGCCACUUGUAUUGUCCAAGAUAUUUUACCUUACAGUAGCCUACUGGAUGUGCUUUGACUUUUCCAGCAAGACAACAGCGAGAGGUUGUGACAUGGAAAACAAGUUAAGAUACUUUGUUGCCAUUAUUGUGAUGUUUCUGAAGAGUAAUCAAAUGGAGCUGUCGUUCUCAGGAAAUGAAUAUCAUCUCACCAGAACGGGAAUACGUAUUUUUUUUAACCUGUAGGACACCUAGGAGAAACUAAAAAGGGAAAAACAGUGAUGUGAUGAACACUGAGUAUUUCUAUCAUAUCAUGGAGUAUGUCCAUGUUCAUGGAACCCCUAUGAAGACCUGUGAUUUGAGAAUAGGAGGGCGUCAAUUCAGCCAUUCUUUUUUAAGCUUGUAACCUGUAUUGCUUGAAAACCCCCUUUUUUUAUUUGUUAGUGUUAAGUUCACAUGGUCAACCAAAAUGUGAUCAAAUCCAUGCAAUACAAGGUGUAAGUGAAUAGAUUGUUUUCUUGUCAUGAGAUACAUAAUGUCUGUGCACCUCCAUAGUGUAAGGAAACCAGUUUGUGGUGUUAUUGUGGUUCAGCGACCUGAGCAUAAAGCACAUGUUUGAAAGCUGAAUGUUGAGAAUGUUGCUGCCAUUUUAUUCAGUAAAAACACAAGAAGGCAUGCCACAAACAUCCAGCCUGCAUGCUCCACAAUACUUGACACACAUUUUAAGAUUAGUUGUAAACAGGAAUCAUCAUUUCUAUCUUUCAGUUGGUUAAAAAGCAUAGCCAUAUGAAAACUGUGGAAAGGCAUUCUGAAAUCCUGAUGAAACAAAACAAUAAAUAACUUUAUACUAAA